Molecule: messenger RNA, 768 nt
Organism: Ogataea philodendri
Lineage: Eukaryota; Fungi; Ascomycota; Pichiomycetes; Pichiales; Pichiaceae
Exons: 1
Coding region: 1-768 (255 amino acids)
Molecular function (GO): 2 iron, 2 sulfur cluster binding
Source: RefSeq, a predicted model, not a curated record
AUGGGACUAAUUGAAAUCACUUCCCAGGAUCAAUUCACGGACUUGACCUCUGUGCCAAACAAACUCAUUGCGUUAUAUUUCCACACGCCCUGGGCCUCGCCCUGUAUUCAAAUGAACAAAGUCUAUUCGACUUUGGCCGAUUCUUCGCAACACGAUAAGACAACUUUUCUCUCCAUAAAUGCUGACGACCAUCCUGAGAUUUCGGACCUUUUUGAUGUUUCUGCUGUUCCAUACUUUGUUUUGAUCAGAAACGGUACCAUAUUGAAAGAAUUAAGUGGUGCCGAUCCAAAGGAAUUCGUGUCAGCACUCAAUCAAUUCAGUGAUAGACCUCAGGAAGCCCAUAACCAAGGGGCUUCAGAUUUUCAGACAACAGAAUCCGCUUCAGCUCGACCAUCUAGCACUACUGCUUCCAAAUCACCAACUCCAGAGGAAGAAACUCCCGAACAACUAAAUGCCAGACUCUCAAAAUUGACAACAGCAGCUCCAGUCAUGUUAUUCAUGAAGGGAACUCCAUCUGCACCACAAUGUGGAUUUUCAAGACAGCUGGUGGCAAUUUUGAGAGAGCAUCAAGUCAGAUUUGGAUUUUUUGAUAUUCUGAAAGAUGAUGCUGUCAGACAAGGUCUUAAGAAGUUUAGUGACUGGCCAACUUUUCCUCAAUUGUAUAUUGGAGGAGUGUUUCAGGGUGGUCUCGAUAUUGUCAAAGAGAACCUGAGUGAAGAUGAGCAUUUCUUCGAGCACGCUUUAGAAGAAGCCAAUAAUGCAAGCUAA